UCUUGGCUCAACAUGGACCCCAACUGCUCCUGCAUCACUGGUGACUCCUGUGCCUGUGCUGGCUCCUGCAUGUACAAAGAGUGCAAAUGCACGUCCUGCAAGAAGGGCUGCUGCUCCUGCUGCCCCAUUGACUGGGCCAAGUGUGCCCAGGGCUGUGUCUGCAAAGAGGCAUUGGACAAGUGUAGCUGCUGCACCUGA
Molecule: messenger RNA, 198 nt
Organism: Carlito syrichta (Philippine tarsier)
Lineage: Eukaryota; Metazoa; Chordata; Mammalia; Primates; Tarsiidae
Product: metallothionein-I, hippocampal-like
Exons: 1
Coding region: 13-198 (61 amino acids)
Molecular function (GO): metal ion binding
Source: RefSeq, a predicted model, not a curated record